Schistocerca gregaria is the source of this 2972-nucleotide messenger RNA. RefSeq lists its product as uncharacterized. The coding region runs from base 564 to 2420 and encodes 618 amino acids. The record is from RefSeq and is a predicted model, not a curated record. Gene Ontology annotation, biological process: phospholipid biosynthetic process. Gene Ontology annotation, cellular component: endoplasmic reticulum membrane. The transcript has 3 exons. NCBI's taxonomy places the organism in Eukaryota, Metazoa, Arthropoda, Insecta, Orthoptera, Acrididae. Gene Ontology annotation, molecular function: glycerone-phosphate O-acyltransferase activity; glycerol-3-phosphate O-acyltransferase activity.
AGAUUCGAAUGUACCCUUUUGCGAGGAGGAGCGGGUGGCGGUCGCGAGCAAGCGCGGGGGCACAGCGAUCAGUUGAGCAGAAAGGAAGGUGCGAAAAGCAUGACUAUCAGAGGCAUACCGAUGAUAUUGGGUAUGAACAAGUAAACGGCUGAAACCAUGCCUGAGUGUGUUAUGGGACAUUUUUUUUUGACAAUGUCUCUCUUCGCUCCCGCGCCCGCCUCAAAGGGGGGGCCUCAGAGGGUACUCGGAGGGGCGCCUGCAACCGCGCGCCGGCGUGCGCGAGUCCAGAUUCCGCCGAUCUCGACACCGGCGGUCGCCGUGGGGAGGAGAUUUUGCGGCCGGAGCGGCGCCGAGGGCGCGCGCGCGAGAAGCUUGACGAACUGUCAUGCGCUCCGCUUGUGUGUUUUUUUUUUUUUUUUUUCGCGGUUCUGUGGAGGAAGAGCGAACGUGAGGGGCCCGGCGGCCUGGGUUUUGACAGAAAAAAAAAACGGCGCGUCGUUUUUAUUUUUGAGCUGAGGCUCAAUUUUGCAUUGAACCCGUAAGGAAUUAGAAAAAAAGGGGACAUGUAUCUCUUGUGGCGUCUCUUUUUUUUUGUGCUGUCCAAGAUAUUUUUUAGCGCAAUAGAAGUGAUUGGCCACGAGAACGUUCCAAAAAAGGGGCCGGUCAUUUUUGUCGGAAAUCACCAAAAUCAAUUUGUCGAUCCGAUGCUCAUCAUGACGUACUGUAAGAGGCGACUCGGGUUUUUGAUAGCGGAGAAGUCCAUGGACCGCUUUAUGGUGGGGUACUUCGCGAGGCAGCUCGGCUCGAUUCCCAUCGUGAGGGCGAUGGACGCGGCCGUGACCGGUCCCGGCGCAGUGACCGUCUCCGGGACGCGAGUGACCGGGACCGGGACCUGCUUCACGGGCAUUGAGCCCGGCUCUCGCCUGCUGUUUCAGGGAGAGUCGGACGGCGUCGACAUCAGGGAGAUCUAUAGCGACACGGAGCUGGAGAUAGCGAAUGCCACGAGUCUCGCGUGCGCCAAGGAUAUCCGGUACAAAAUUUUAAAAAAACAGGAUCACACAAAAGUGUACGAGCACGUUUGGGAUCGGCUGAGCGCCGGGGAGUGCAUUUGCGUGUUUCCAGAGGGGGGGUCUCACGACAGGAGCGAGCUGUUGCCUCUGAAGGCGGGGGUGACGGUGAUGGCGCUGGGCGCCAUGCAGAAGCACCGUCACUUGCAGGUUCAGAUCGUUUCGUGUGGGCUGAACUAUUUUUCGGCGCACCGAUUUCGGUCUCGCGUGAUCAUUGAGUUCGGGAAGCCGUACUGGGUUCCGAAGGAGCUGGCCCAAAAAUACGCCAAGGUCAGCAAGAGAGAAGCCUGCGGGGAGCUUUUGGUGAAGAUCGAGUACCUGUUGAGGAGCGUGACCAUCACGGCCGCCGACUAUCAGACGCUGCGGGUUAUUCACACCGCCAGGAGGAUGAGUCAGCCCGAAGAUAGCGCGCCCAUGCUCGACGAGUACAUGGACCACAGUCGCCGUCUGGCCAGCGAGUACAAAAACUACAAGGACGACCCGCGAAAGCUCUAUUUGCACACCAAAAUCGCCGCGUACAACAAAAAACUGGACGUGCUCGGACUUCAAGACGAACACGUCUGCAGCGGGAGCUACAUGACGAGUCGCUGGCUCUCCGUCGAACUCGCGUGUCGGUUCGCGGGGCUCUUGGUCAUGAUUUCUCUGACCGGACUCGGGGCGGUUUUGAACUCUCCGAUCGCCGUCGUUGCCUACAUCGUCUCAAAGAGACAGGCUAGAAAAGCCCUGGCGGAUUCGACGGUCAAAAUAGAGGGGAAGGACGUGAUCGCGUCCUACAAGCUCAUCAUCGGCCUCGUGAUGACGCCGCUGCUCUUGCUCUUGUACGGCGUGGUCGUGUUUUGCUACUUCGGACUCAAGGCGGGCCGCGAUUUUCCUGGUUGUUUGGCCGUUUUUCAGCUGGGCGUCCGUUCGCGUGAUCGAAGAGGGCUACUACACCUGUUCGUUCCUGCGUGUGUUGCUGGCUAUGCGCUGGUCCGCGGACCAGCUGAAGGAGCUGAGGCGAGAGCGCGCCGCGCUGCAGCUCAAACUGCGCGAGUUCCUGGACUCGAGCAAGUCCACCACGAACGCGGACAAGUACUUCAAGGUGAAGGCGCGGUCUUCUUCGCCGUCGAUAUCCUGGUUUUCCAAUCCGAUCAAGAAGGCGGAAUACCUCUCGCCGAGAGAGGAGGUCAGACUGCUUGGACUGCGCAUCAACGAGAGCUACGAGGACCUGGAAAAGGCCUUGAUUGCCGGCGAAGACUAGGGACCGAUGACGGUUGGCCAACCUUAGAAUAUGCAGCGAAGCGUCGCGCCUUAAAUUUAAAAAAAAAAAUGGCGAGUCGACCUGACGGGCGCGCGCUGUUCUACGGCCCCUAGUCACCGCGUUCUAGUUGCUUUGCGGCGGCCGCCGCUUUUUUCUUUUAUGGUGCGUUCACGGCCCUGUGAGGACGAUGGUGUGCGUACGAGUCGAAUGCGUCCAGGCCCUUUGAGAAGUACCGCGCGGCGAUUUGUGCCCACUCGACUUGCAGCGGGGCCGCGCUUCUGCAGGCCUCGGUCCACGUUUCUACGUCGUCGAUCCACUGCUGAACCUCGACGAUGGGUUCCGACGAGCGGGCGGCGGCUCUGUUCUCCCAGGCCGAGAGGGAGCCCUUGCUUUGCUUCCCCAACUGGAGCAGGACGUCGCGCACGGUUCCGUACCGAGGCCUUCCCGGUGGCGGGAAGAGUUCGCUGAGCGGAGAAGAGAGGUGUCGACGAAGGUAGAGUGCGUUUUGUCUGAGCAAGUAGCACAGGAUCAGCGUUCCGUCCUUCAAGUCGGGUCUUGAGCAUAUCUUGUACAAGGGGGCGAACGUGCGGUCGUCGAGGCUGAGUCCUAGCUGGGUCAUGGUGGAGUAGAGGGCAAAAUAAAACGGAGUGUUUUUUCCAGCAUUU